Molecule: messenger RNA, 3840 nt
Organism: Ceratosolen solmsi marchali
Lineage: Eukaryota; Metazoa; Arthropoda; Insecta; Hymenoptera; Agaonidae
Gene: Ranbp21
Product: exportin-5-like protein Ranbp21
Exons: 10
Coding region: 11-3658 (1215 amino acids)
Biological process (GO): protein export from nucleus; RNA export from nucleus
Cellular component (GO): cytoplasm; nucleus; RNA nuclear export complex
Molecular function (GO): nuclear export signal receptor activity; RNA binding; small GTPase binding
Source: RefSeq, a predicted model, not a curated record
AUUUAAAAAAAUGGAUUUUGGGGUAGGUAACGAUAUAACUCAAAUAUCAGCAGAGCUUGCUCGUGUGGUAGAGGUAAUGAUGUCACCCAACAUCCCCCAUCAGCAGCGCUUAGAAGUUUACAAUGCCUGCGAACGUUUCAAGGAAUCUUCUCCUUUAUGCGCACAAUGUGGCUUAUUUCUUGCACAGAAAUCUCCGGACAGAAGUUCCAUUGUGAGGCAUUUUGGCCUCCAAUUAAUGGAACACUGCAUUAAAUAUCGAUGGACACAAAUAUCACAGUCGGAGAAAAUCUUUAUCAAAGAAAAUGCAAUGAAACUUCUACAGGAAGGAAUGGAACCACAAGUGCAAGAAGAGAACCACAUUAAGGAUGCUCUAUCGCGUAUCGUUGUGGAAAUGAUUAAACGAGAAUGGCCACAACAGUGGCCUACCCUACUAGCAGAAUUAAGUCAAACUUGCACAAGAGGAGAAAGUCAAACGGAACUUGUACUUUUGGUGUUCCUACGAUUAGUUGAGGAUGUUGCUAUUUUGGAAACCCUGGAGUCGAAUCAGAGACGAAAAGACAUUUAUCAAGCAUUAACAACGAACAUGACAGAAAUCUUUGCUUUCUUUUUGAGGCUAAUGGAGCAGCACUUUGCUGAAUUUCAAAAAAAAAAUGCACUUGGUAGGCCAACCGAAGCAGCACCUAACAGCAGAGUAGUUCAGGUGGUUCUUUUAACACUCUCUGGCUUUGUGGAAUGGGUUUCAAUAAAUCACAUAAUGGCGGAUAAAGGUCGAUUGUUACAAAUACUAUGUUUAUUCUUGGGGGAUCCAACUUUUGGUUGUCCAGCUGCCGAGUGCUUAUUGCAAGUUGUAAAUCGAAAGGGUAAAGCCGAGGAUAGAAAACAAUUGAUGAUACUUUUUACGGAAGAAGCGUUAAGAUGUAUAUAUGCUGCUGCAACAAUGCUACCGCCAACCGGACCAAGUAAUUUACAAGAACAACAUUAUUUGUUCUUAAAGAAGUUGACUCAAGUAUUGAAUGGCAUGGCAAGUCAGUUAUGUUCUCUAUGGAGCAAAGACGAUAUAGCCGGAGUCCGUCCGGCACAUUUUGGUCUCUUCCUCGACGCGGUACUCACCUUCACCAUGCACUCUAGCCUUACUCUCGUUCAACUAGCAAAUACAAUUUGGGUUAUGCUUUUUAAACACGAGCACAUAAAGACCGACUCGCUUCUUUUGACUUAUGUGCCUAAAUAUGUGGAAAAUACCGCGCCCAAAAUUGUCAAGGUAUCCUUCCCAAACAAACGUCUGGCAAAUGGAAUGAGUUCGUACUUUGUGGAUUACGAUACCGAAGAGGAUUUUACAGUGUUCUUCCAUCGUCUGCGAAUGGACCUCCUCGAGGGCUUUCGACAGGCAACGCUGGUCGCCCCUCUCGUGACCUUUGCCUAUGUGCAACAGUGGCUCACGGCUAAGAUCCGCAAGGGCUCGGAGAACCUUGCCUACAAGAGCGACCCCCUCGACCCGGAGUACCUCGAGUGGGAGGCCUUAGCUCUGACCCUUGACUCGAUAAUCUCCCGCAUUCUGCUAGUGAGCGAGCGGCCCAGCGUCCAAAACGGCUUGCAGCUACUCGAGCUGUGCUUGAGUUACUCGCCCCAGGAUGCUUGGCUGCUCUCGACUGUGCUGUCGUGCAUAAGCGCCCUCUUUGUCUUUCUGUCGAUGUCGACGGGCUCGAUGGCGAUGCCCGGGGUUGCCAUACUACCCCGAGUCCUCGAGAAGAUUUUCGCGGCCCUGGUGUUUAAUGGGCCCGGCGAAACCAAGGAAAACAAAUCUAAAGCCACGAAAAACGUGAGACGACACGCUGCUAGUCUUAUGGUCAAGAUCGGCCUCAAGUAUCCGCUACUGCUUUUACCGGUUUUCGACCAAAUACACACGACCGUGAGGGGCUUGCUCCGGGAGCCUAGUCAACUUUCAAGGAUGGAAAGCUUGACGCUCUACGAGGCGCUCCUACUAAUUUCCAAUCACUUUUGCGAUUACGAGAGGCAGACGAGAUUCGUCGCGGAGGUUAUAGGCGACACCUCGACGAGACUUAUCGCAAUUGGCGCAGAGGCAUUCAAGGGUCCGAUCGAACUCAUGAGAUUCAUUGGGCUUGAUAGACCAGCCGUUGAAAACGGUCCCGAUGAUUCAGCGAGCGUCAAUCGAUCUAACCUCAUGUUUUGCAUCAACACAAUACUUAGCGUAGUGAAAAGGUGCUCGAUACCGGAGGACCCGGACCGUGCGGCCAGGGGCGGCUUCGUCGCUGCAUUUAGCGAAAGUGGCAAUCCGGUUUAUCGAAAUCCAGCGACACCGCACAUUAUGCCCGUACUACCGCCACUUUUCACUCUCCUCAGGGCAAUGAACGCGCUCUUCUUACCCACAGCUUUAAGCGUCUUGUCCGAGGGGUACAGAAAUGCAUAUGGGCUACUAGAAUCGGAGAAAGCCAACUUAUUGUGUUUGAAUAUGGCAAAUAAUAGCGAAAAUGCCGUAGAAAUAGAUCCGCAAUCCGCUCCUCUCGUCAGGAUGCAAUCUUUUAUCACAACCAUUCACGACAACUGCUAUCACAUGCUCGGUAGUGGAUGCCAUACUAUCGGUCGAGAUUUUUAUCAACUACUAGGAUUAGCAACUGCAUUAUUAAAUUCCGUUUUUACAAAUAUGGAGGUGAUUCCUGACUAUAGACUGCGUCCAAUUAUUCGCGUUUUUAUGAAACCUUUUAUAUACUCGUGUCCACCAGCUUUUUAUGAAACGGUUCUUGUUCCUGUACUAGCACAUGUGUCUACUCACAUGUGUCAAAGACUAAGUGCUAAUUGGCAAUAUAUAACUCGAUUGUACGAGUCUGGUAGUCUCGAUGACGAAAAUACAGAUGCUCAGGAGGUGAUCGACGACAUGCUCAACAGGAAUUUAACGCGCGAAUUCGUAGACGUAUUGAAAAUAGCACUAGUUGGCGGAGCGGCGACCGAUGCUUCGCCUCCUGACUCGAUGGAUCAGGACAGCGGUGGUAUGGCCGUCGAUCCACCUCCAACCAGGGGCAGCAAUAGCAUCGUCGCGGAGGUUGUGAGCGAGCUUGGAGCCUUUAUACUUAGGCACCCCUCCACAUGUCACAGCGUCGUUUUGUGCAUUCUCGGCGCAUUAUCGUGGAAUGAUUCGAACGCGAGUCUCAAGUCGACAAUGUUGACGGGUCCAAUGGUGCGAGCCUUAGCCGCCGAUGGAAGCUUAACACCGGCAAUGGCAGCGCACAUAAUGGUCGCCAUCCUUCAAGGUCUUCAACUGCACGGCCAGCACGAGGCGAAUCAGGGUUCGCUGAUAACCCUUGGUGCUCAGGUUUAUGAAUGUCUAAGGCCCAAAUUCCCCAAUAUAAUCGAAGUUAUGCAACAGAUACCUGGUGUCAAUCCAGCCGACCUGCAGCGCUUUGAUGAAAAAAUGUCGGUAGUAAGUACCAAAGGUAACAAGGUCGAAAAGGGAAAGAAGGACUUGUUCAAGAAAAUUACAAAUCAGCUGAUUGGUAGAAGUAUUGGUCAACUAUUUCGCAAAGAAGUAAAAAUCGACAAUCUACCACGGCUGGAUAUUGCAGGAAAGCAGACACUUCGAGAGGACGAUAUAUCAAAUAAUGACAAUGACAUAGCGUUGACAAGAUUAUUCGCUGGUCCUACGUAGCAGAUGAUUAAAUGACCGUAACAUGGGAAAUUGGCACUGUUCCAUAAGUGAUUGCAAAUUACUUAAGAAUUACUCAAGAAAAAAAUGUUGAGAAAUAAGGAACAGUGAUCAAGAUGAAAGGAAAUAAGUGUAUUACUCGAUUGUAGUGUAAUUAUAUAUCGAGUAUGUGUGUUGCAUCAAUA